UUUCAUUUGGUUGACCUGAGAACAUGUGAGGUAUAUGGUACAUUUAAAGAGAUGACACUACAUUAUAUGUUAAAUGAUGAUAUAGAAAUCAAAGUUGUCAAGAUCGGGAUUUUAUGUAUGAUUGUUUUUGGGUUUAUAUACAAGAUCAGGAUUGGGAACCGGAUCUUAAGAUCCAAUAAAAAACACAAUUUUAACUUAAUUAUAAAUUCAAAACAUGAAAAAUAUCUCCAACAUUAAGUUUUCCAUUCAAAACAUAUAAAAACUUCAAAAUAUUAUUCGCAACAAAAAAAAAGGUAAAUGGAACCCCUAAAGAGUAAAAGUUGUAAUGUAGUAAAAUCUCUUUUUUCAUUUUUUUGAUGGUUUUUGAUUUUUUUUUCUUUUAAAAAGAAAAUAAAAAAUCAAGGGAAGUGGGAUCCAAUCCCGAUUCUAUGAUCUUACUUGCAAUUUUACCCCAGAUAAGAUAUGAUCCGUAUACAAUCCGACUUGUUUAUUAUACCUAGGAUAUCCUAGGUAAAAUAAAAAUUAUGAUUUUGAUAACCUUGGUAGAAAGUCUAGACUCUUCCUUUGUUAAAGGAAACAAAAUAAGAAAUUAAAUUACACUUCUAACUAUUCUUUUCUUGAUUGGGGCAUAUAUAAAUUUCUCACUUUUGUUAGGAUGACUAGAAUAAAUCACAAACUCACAAUUUCUAUAGAGAUACUUAUGGGAAGUUGGCAAUUCUAAUGUUAUUUUCUUGAGAAUGCAAUUAUAACGUUUUCUCUACAUAGGUGUUUGUAUGUUUGGUGGAAUUGUUCUUGAUUGGAAAUUAGUCAUAUACUAUUUGCUAAUUGUUUAAUUCAAGAAAUUUCAGACUUUUUUUAACUUUAAAGUGUCAAAUGACAAAUUUAAAUGAUAUUAACGCUUCUGUUAUGGGUAUGAUUCUGGUAAUGGUUGUGUAGAGUGGAGUUUGCCUCAGUGUAGAAGAGAGAGUGAUAGGUUUAGUGAAAAGUAUGGACAUUUUGCUCAGGAUAUGACAAGAAGUGCUAUUGAUGACAACUCGAGUUUAAGUAUUAGUGAUUGUUUUGUUAAGUGUUGGAAUGAUUGCACUUGUGUAGGGUUUAAUAGUAGUAACAUUAAUGGAACUGGCUGUGUUAUUUGGACUGGAAGCAAUAACUUUUUGGUUAAUCCUCGUGAUAACUCUACUUUAAACUAUGUGAUCAACCAAAAUCCAAUCACUCCAAAUACAGGUAACAAAACAGAAAAGAGCAAGAAUUGGGUAUGGAUACUAAUUGGCGUUGUCAUUCCUCUCUUUUUCCUAUGUUUUGGCAUUUUAUGGUAUAUAAAGAAGAGAAAGCGUAAAUAGAAAGAAAAUGAGAAACGAAAGAGAGAUGAGUAUUUCCUGGAGUUGACAGCUUCUGAAAGCUUCAAGGAUAUACAUCAGCUUGAAAACAAUGGUGGGAAAGGAAAUGACUUGUUUUUAUUUAGCAUUGCCUCUAUCAUGGCUGCCACCGAUGAUUUCUCAGUUGAGAAUAAGCUCGGACAAGGUGGUUUUGGACCUGUUUACAAGGGAAGACUAAGUGAUGGACGAGAAAUUGCAAUCAAAAGGCUUUCAAGAACAUCAGGGCAAGGGCUUGUGGAAUUCAAGAAUGAACUAGUACUCAUUGCUAAACUCCAGCAUACAAAUCUUGUUCGGGUUCUUGGUUGUUGCAUUCAUGGUGAAGAAAAGAUGUUAAUAUACGAAUAUAUGCCUAACAAAAGCUUAGAUUUCUUUCUCUUUGAUGAAACUAGAAAGGCAGAGUUGGAUUGGCAUAAACGAUUCGACAUAAUUGAAGGAAUUGCUCAAGCGUUGUUAUACCUGCAUAAGUACUCACGAAUGAGAGUUAUUCAUCGAGAUCUAAAAGCUAGCAACAUUCUUUUAGAUGAAAGUAUGAACCCCAAGAUUUCUGAUUUUGGUAUGGUAAGGAUAUUCAAGCAGAAUGAGACCGAGGCAAUCACUAACAGGGUGGUUGCAACAUAUGGCUAUAUAUCUCCUGAGUAUGCAAUGGAAGGGACUUUCUCUAUCAAGUCUGAUAUCUUCAGCUUUGGAGUCUUGAUCUUGGAAAUCGUCAGUGGAAGAAGAAAUAGCAGCUUUGUUUAUCUUGACCGGACUUUCAAUCUUAUUGGAUAUGCAUGGGAGUUAUGGCAACAAGGGGAUACAUUGGAAUUGAAGGAUCCUACAUUGGGAAAUACUUUUGUUGUACAACAAUUCUUGAGGGCUGUUCAUGUUGCCCUUCUAUGUGUACAAGAGAGUGCAGUCGAUAGGCCAACAACAUCUGAUAUGAUCUCCAUGCUUCUUAAUGAUGCCAUACCGUUAGCCACUCCAAAUAGGCCAGCAUUCAUCAUCACUGCCAGAAUGGAAUCAGAGUUGAAGUCAACUUCGGAUGAAAAUAAAGCAAAAGAUUGCUCUAUAAACAAUAUGACAAUCACUGUUGUAGAGGGUCGAUAGUUUAUGAGUGUAGCUACUCUUGUACGAAUAGUAUAUCAUUCUUUGUAAAAUACUAUUUCUAUUGUAAUUUGUAUAUGAUAAUUUAAUUUUGUAGGA
Molecule: messenger RNA, 2558 nt
Organism: Lactuca sativa (garden lettuce)
Lineage: Eukaryota; Viridiplantae; Streptophyta; Magnoliopsida; Asterales; Asteraceae
Product: G-type lectin S-receptor-like serine/threonine-protein kinase B120
Biological process (GO): protein phosphorylation
Cellular component (GO): plasma membrane
Molecular function (GO): protein serine/threonine kinase activity; ATP binding
Source: RefSeq, a predicted model, not a curated record